AUGGUCCGGUCCGAGUCGACCAAAGAGCCGUCUGUGGCCCUGGAGCUGGACGAGGUCCAGGUCUGGUCUAGAUUCUGGCUCCAAACUGUCCCCUGUGACCAUCACUAUUCUGCUUCUAAAAAUGACAAACCAGGACAAAUCGAUGCUCAGGCCACAAAGUCCAAACAAACAAACACACAGCUUCAGUUUGGGAGUCAUGUUCGUCCGCACGCUGCUCUUCGUGUUCGCUCUUUUCUUCAGCGUGGAGCAGCUCUGGGCCUCAGCUCACGAUGUCCAGAGUCCAGCAGGGGGCAGAGUGGUGCAGCUGCGGUUGGAGGUGGACGCUCCAGAACCCAGGAACCUGUCGUUGGGGGCACUGUGCUGAUCACCUGCUCCACAGACCAGGACCAAGACCAGGACCAGGACCAGUCCAGGACCAGACUCCGACUGGUCCACACCACACUCGGGUCCAUUCAGGUGUUGGCGUUUGGUUCUCCGGGGCCCCUCUCCUUCACUCUGGGCCCCGUGACUCUGGAGCACAGGGGCCUCUACAGCUGUGAGGCUGACGGACCCGACCAGAACCAGAACCAGGACCAGAACCAGGACCAGGACCAGGACCAGGAGACUACAGUGAAGUCAGACCACAGGCUCAUAUGGGUCCAGGACCCGGCGGCGGAGGUGACGGUGAACUUGUCUCGUGUUCAGAGAGCUCACUUUUUUCACGGUAAAACUCUGACGGUGAGCUGUGAGCUGCCAGCAGGGGGCGCCGCCGACUGGAGGAUCCUCAGUGCGAGUGAGAAGGAGGGGGCCGUGUCUGAGUGUCCGCAGCAGCAGCGCUCGGGGAACCUCCUCAGCUGCUCCGUCUCCUCCUCUUUAUUCCCACAAAAAAAUCGACUCUUCAGCCUCUUCUGGUGCGAGUCGUCCACAGGCCUGAAGAGCAACGUCCUCAACCUCACAGACGCCGAGAUAAAGGAGCAGCAGAGCCGUCAGUUCUUUGUGACUCGGUUUACCGUGGGUCCGGCCUGGUUCCUUCGGGCCGGAGACUCUGUGACGUUUUUCUGUGAAGUGAAAAAAGACGAUCACCAGAACAGCCAGAAGAACCAACUGCAACUGCUGCACACGCACAUGGACUCCUCCAACAUCACGGUGGUCUUGAGCCAACCCGCCACUCGUCCUAUAAACUUCACCGUGGACUCGGUUUCCCAUGAGCACCGGGGAGUGUGGACGUGCUGGGACGACGGGGCGGAGCCUCGGGUGCUAAACCUGCCCUGGCAUCACUUCCUGUUGGUCCAAGACGACUCGGCUCCGGUCGCCGCGGUAACCAUCGACGUCCUGAGCCACAACAGAACCCAGUUCCUCCACAACGAGCUGAUGACGGUGGGCUGCAGACUGCCCCAGGGCGAGUACGACCGCUGGAGACUCAUGAGGGCGUGUAAGUGGACGGGUAUGGUGGACGUGUGCCCGGGGGCGCGUGUGUCGGGGGGCGUCCUGAGCUGUUCUCAGAGGAUGGGGUUUCCCUGGAGCGACUGGCUCUUCUGGUGCCAGAACCACCUGAACCAACAGAGCAACGUCCUGAACAUCAGCAACACCGUGAUCCACAGCGUCCUGGAAGCUCCGCCUCUUCCUGUGAUGGAGGGCGAUGACAUCACUCUGCGCUGUUUAGAGAAAGACCAAAAAACGGGCGUCAUCAGAGCGGCGCCGGCGUUUUACAAACACCGCGGACGAACCAUCAGUUGGAGCACUGGGGAAAGUUUCACAGUGAAAAACGUGACUAAACUGGACGAGGGUUUGUACAGCUGCAGAGUGAAAAGUGACGUGACGACAGGAGAAAGUUACAUCACUGUGACAGCUCGGCCUCAGAAGAGCGACUAGAGCCUCCAGUCUGCAGCUCCACAUCAAGUCAGGUCAAGUCAGGUCAAGUCAGGUCAAGUCAGAUGAACUGACAUAAAUCAGAUGAAUGGUGUUAGAGUCGUGUCUCGUGUCGUGUUGUUCGUGUCUCAGGUUGAACUGGACUCACGUCUGACUCUGUAAAACUCAUCAUUUAUAUUUGAAUCAGGUUUUAUGACCAGAUGAACCGUCUCCAGACGUUACACAUUUACAACACUUAAAUGUCAUUGACCUACUGACUCCACAUCCGGAUUUUAUGAGCCUUUUUUACUCAGGAGCCUCUUUCUCCAUCCGUACUGAUAAACGUGGACGAUGCAGACUGUGAAAGAACGACUC
Boleophthalmus pectinirostris (great blue-spotted mudskipper) is the source of this 2202-nucleotide messenger RNA. RefSeq lists its product as uncharacterized. Gene Ontology annotation, biological process: cell surface receptor signaling pathway. The transcript is spliced from 14 exons. The record is from RefSeq and is a predicted model, not a curated record. Gene Ontology annotation, molecular function: transmembrane signaling receptor activity. Lineage: Eukaryota; Metazoa; Chordata; Actinopteri; Gobiiformes; Gobiidae. Bases 1 to 1851 code for a protein of 616 amino acids.